Sarcophilus harrisii (Tasmanian devil) is the source of this 7769-nucleotide messenger RNA. It is a transcript of the gene TRAK2, whose product is annotated as trafficking kinesin protein 2. Gene Ontology annotation, molecular function: GABA receptor binding. Bases 564 to 3299 code for a protein of 911 amino acids. The transcript has 18 exons. Gene Ontology annotation, biological process: neurogenesis; anterograde axonal transport of mitochondrion. Gene Ontology annotation, cellular component: dendrite. The record is from RefSeq and is a predicted model, not a curated record. NCBI's taxonomy places the organism in Eukaryota, Metazoa, Chordata, Mammalia, Dasyuromorphia, Dasyuridae.
CUCUGAAGCCGAGUGCCAGUCUAUUCCGCCACCCGGCUGCUUAGUCGCUGCGGCGGCGGCGGCUUGUGCGGCUCGCUUUUGUUGGGACCCUUCGGAGGCUUUCGCGGCUGCGAGCCCGGGGCGUCGAGACCCCCUUGCCACGCAGAUCCCAGUCCAUUUCUGACACCUCUUAUGUGCACAUAUUAGCUACAGAGAACUCCCUCAGUAUGUUCUUAUGAAGACACUAGAGGAACAUUCCCAUUGGUUGGAGGUUGUUCCAUUGGUUAUUCUGUGCUCUAGAUGAGGAAAGUGAGGCUCUGAGAAGUUAACUGACAUGACCGUGAUCACACCAAUAAAUAGUGAUGGCUGGCCUGAGAGAUAGAGCCUCGUGACACCAUGUAAAAUGCAACAGAAGUAACAUUUGACCAUUUAGAAGUAUCCAGCUUUUUAAAAGUUGUGAUCUGACCUGUGGUGGGGAGGUAAGGUCACUAGAAUACUUUCUUUCCUGAAUGGUUUGAUGGCUUUCUUCCCCGACUCAAAUCGAAGUUGUCAUUCUCUACCAACACAAAAAAGGAAAGGAGUGGAUGACGCUGCCUUGGAAUGCCACCUCUGAUUCACUGACACAUGAAGAAAACCUCAUGAGUUGCAAUCAUAGAGACUCAGAGAGCAUCACAGAUGUUUGCUCCAAUGAGGAUAUCCCUGAAGUUGAGUUGGUGAGCCUACUAGAAGACCAGCUUCCUCAGUACAAGUUACGAGUGGAUUCCCUCCUCUUAUAUGAGAAUCAAGACUGGACUCAGUCUUCUCGUCAGAGUCAACAUGACUCUGACGCCAUUUCUCCAGUCCUUGCUGAAGAGACUUUCCGUUAUAUGAUUCUAGGCACAGACAGGGUGGAGCAGAUGACCAGAACUUACAAUGACAUUGAUAUGGUCACACAUCUUCUGGCUGAGAGAGAUCGAGACCUAGAGCUAGCAGCUCGUAUUGGACAAGCUCUCUUGAAGAGGAACCAUGUUCUGUCUGAACAGAAUGAAGCACUUGAAGAACAGCUGGGACAAGCUUUCGAUCAAGUUAAUCAGCUGCAGCAUGAGCUGUCCAAAAAAGAUGAAUUGCUUCGAAUUGUCUCCAUUGCUUCAGAAGAGAGUGAAACCGAUUCCAGCUGUUCUACGCCACUUAGGUUCAACGAGACCUUCAGCCUUUCUCAAGGUCUGUUGCAGCUGGAUAUGCUGCAGGAAAAACUCAAGGAACUGGAGGAAGAGAAUUUGGCUCUCCGAUCUAAGGCUUGUCAUAUCAAGACUGAAACAAUUACCUAUGAAGAAAAAGAGCAGCAACUUGUCAAUGACUGUGUUAAAGAACUCCGUGAAACAAAUGCUCAGAUGUCCAGGAUGACAGAGGAGUUAUCAGGGAAAAGCGAUGAACUUAUUCGAUACCAGGAAGAGAUCUCCUCCCUCUUGUCACAGAUUGUUGAUCUUCAGCACAAACUUAAAGAACAUGUUAUUGAAAAGGAGGAACUGAGGCUUCACCUACAAGCUUCCAAAGAUGCCCAAAGACAGCUGACAAUGGAGCUACACGAGUUACAGGAUCGGAACGCAGAGUGUCUGGGAAUGCUACAUGAAUCCCAAGAAGAAGUAAAGGAACUCCGUAGUAGAUCUAGUCCUGCGGCACAUUUAUAUGGCUCCCAACCAUUUUCUGCGGAAUCUCUAGCUGCUGAAAUUGAAGGAACCAUGCGUAGAGAACUGAGUCUAGAUGAGGAGUCUUCACUCUGCAAACAAAAAGAGCAACAGAAGCGAGUGUUUGACACUGUCAAGGUAGUUAAUGACACACGCUGUCGGUCAACUUCAUUUCCUGUCCUGCUUCCAAUCCCGGGCUCCAAUCGAUCAAGUGUGGUAAUGACAGCAAAGCCAUUCCAGUCUGGUGUUCAGCAUUUGGACAGCAAUACACAUCUGAACCUGAGGAAUAGCAUGGAUGAUGCAUCUAAGGACUCCCAGAAUAUGAGGCUGCCAGGAACUCCUGGAGACAAUGACUUAGCUACAGCUUUGCACCGCCUUUGUCUGCGCCGGCAGAACUAUUUAAGUGAGAAACAGUUCUUUGCCGAGGAAUGGGAACGUAAGAUGCAUGUGUUGACUGAUGAGAAAGAAGAGGCCAGUGGCUGCAGCACACCCACGGGGAGCUUUGCCUCUCUCUGCACCAACCAGUCUGAGGUCACAGAUCUCAGUACCAGCACCAGCUGCAUUCGGGCUUUUAUGCCAGAAAAGCUACAGAUUGUCAAACCCCUCGAAGGAUCUCAGACUCUGCAUCAUUGGCAGCAACUUGCACAACCAAACCUAGGAACCAUUCUUGAUCCACGUCCAGGGGUCAUUACAAAAGGAUUUACUUUAUUGCCAGAAGAUGCUAUUUAUCACCUUUCUGAUUUAGAAGAAGAUGAAGACGGGGGCAUAACGUUUCAGGUUCAGCAGUCUUUUCAGGAGGAAGGGAAAUCUUCAGUGUCUAAGCCAGUUCUUGAUAUCUUUCUACCACCUCUUACUUCAGCCAGUGUGCCACGUACAGCCUCAAAUCCAGGAAAAUGUUUAUCUUCCACAAACUCCACAUUUACCUUUACCACCUGUAGGAUAUUACAUCCCUCUGAUAUCACUCAGGUUACCCCAAGCUCCAAGUUCCCAUCAUUAUCCUGUGGAAGUACCGGUAGCAGUACACCUAGUACAGCUAUGAAUUCCCCAGCCCUGUCCUACAGGCUGAGCAUCGGGGAAUCUAUCAGCAGCCGCCGAGACUCUACAACUACUUGCAGCAGCACCAUGAGUCUGGCCAAACUUCUGCAAGAACGAGGCAUCUCUGCUAAAGUAUAUCAUAGCCCUAUUUCAGAAAACCCUCUCAUCCUCUCCGCCACUAAAGUCCCAGCUAUUCCCUCCACCCCACCAAAUUCUCCAUCCCAUUCGCCUUGUCCAUCUCCUUUGCCUUUUGAACCCCGAGCAUCUCUUUCUGAAAACUUUCUUGCCUCUCGACCAGCUGAAACAUUCCUACAGGAGAUGUAUGGCUUGAGGCCUUCCAGGAACCCUCCAGAUAUCGGCCAGAUGAAGAUGAACCUAGUGGACAGACUAAAGAGACUUGGAAUAGCCAGGGUCAUCCAGACUCCUGAGAUGAAGGAAAACAAAAUAAGCCAAGGGACAGAACUUGGUCUGCGAAGACCAGACUCUGCUGCCUUUUUAAAUGCAAGUAGCAAUCUUUUGGGUGGUCUCAGGAGGAAUCAGAGUCUUCCAGUCAUGAUGGGCAGCUUUGGAACCCCAGUUUGCACAUCUUCUCCCAAAAUGACUAUCUUGAAGGAAGACUGAAUUUUCAUACGAAGGAUAAACUCAUAGUCUUAUGUGAAGGAAAAAGAAAGUUGCAGAAAGUUUGUGGAUGUGAAAGGAAAAGGAUAAUGAAGAUGAAUGUGGUGAGAAAAGCACAGGAGAAAAGAUGUGGUAUCGAAACACUUAUAAUAUGGGUGAAAGAGAUGGAUACAGAUAUUAGAAAGGAAAAGACAGAGCACUCCCGGAGCCUCAGGGUUUCUUGACUUGAACCAAAAAAGAAGCAGCAGCAGCAAAACUUAAGUAAAAUUCUUUAAUAAUAGAGCAUGUCUGAAUUAAAUUGUGGGCUUGUAUUCUCAUCCCUUUCUGGCUGAGAAUCACAAGCAGGAAGAAGUCAAUUUAUAGAGACGAAGAAUGAGAGCAACUUCCAUUGUCAUUUGAAAAUCCAUUCUUUUUUUCAAGGCUGGUCCCUAAGCCAGGGAUUAAUAUGAUGAGUCCAGGCUGUUACUUAGCGGCUAUGAGAAAUUUUUACAUUUUUCUCAUCUGCUAUUUAGUUAUAAGCAUGUCUAUCACCUGCUAUUUUCACAGUUCAAACAAACAAACAAAAAAAAACAAACUAGGAAUUUUACCUUUCCAUCAAAUCAGAAGAAGCCCAUGUUUCCUUCUGCCUCAUGUCCACCAAGCAAAUAGGAGAAUUAUACUGAGCACAAGCACUAUUCAAAUUCCUUUUAUAUUUGUAGCCACCUUUACAGUUUUUAAAAAUUUUAUAUUUUUGUACUAUGCAAAAAACCAAUGCUCUUAGGAAUUUCUUUAUUAUUUUCUUUUUCUACUUUAGCAAGCUUAGUGAACUGCAGCUAAUGAAAUUUCCUUUUGGAGGAGUGCAAUGGUCAAGACAUAUGGACAUGAUUAUGUGUGUUUCAGGUCUCCUUGGAGGCUGGGAAGAGUAUAAAGAAAAAGUGCAAUCCAUAGGAAUUGGGGGAUGUUGUAUUUUUUUUUUUAAAUAAAAAGUUGUUACAACUUUGGAAAGGAAUCUUUCCAGAGUGGGCUAUGCAUAUUUUUUAAUGGAAGAAUACUUAUAUUUGCACAAAGAAAUUCUCAGGCACAUUGAAUUAUUAGAAACUGAAGAAAUACCCAGGUACAUGCUUUGGGGUUGUUUUUUUCAUUUUAUUCAAUCUAAAAAGAAAAGCAUAACGCAAAAUAAAGACCAAACAGGGAGUUGUUUUUCUGUGUUUGCUUGGUGAUAACUAUCUCUUUCCCCAAGAAUAUGCUUUUUAAAGGCCGAGGUUGCCUUUACUCUUCCAAAUAAAUUCCCUUUACAUCUAUUGGCAUCAGCAGAGCAGAUCUUGUGAUACUGGAUUUCAGAUACCAAAAUAAAAUGCAAUUGUAACAGGAAGAAGCACACCCAUUUUUCUCAGACCCACUGAAUGACAUCUGCACCUCCAUAUAUUACAGUAGCAUCAUUGAAUAGGACAGAAAUGACUUAUUGCCCUUUUUGUUUCCAGAUGGGAACAGCAUAAAUCUCUUUGGUGCUGACUUAUGUGGAUCUUACCACUUUGCCUCUUUUCUAUGGGUUAAUUUUGUUGAUAACCCUGAUUUAGUAAAAAGAAGGCUUCUUUGGGUGAGCUUUUUUGCCUAGAAUAAUCAUGCUGUCCAUAAGACUUAUAAUUAGCCUGUUUAUCAGCAGCAGAUGAUUCUUCCCUUUGGCUGCUAGAGGCUACUUCCCAACUUUUGAGAAACUGUGGACUCACCCAUGAGUAUAAAAAUCUCAGAUGGGAUAGGUCAGGAAAAAAAUCAGCUAACAGUUGUACAUUGUCAAUCGUGAGUUUUCAAUUCUUUUAGUGUUUUUUUGUGGUAUAUUUUGAUACAGCUUCAAGUUUUCUAAAUGAUAACUUUUUUUUAAAAGUGAGAACAACUUCCUCUUCUUUCCAUCUUGUGCCUAAAGAAUGCAGUCACAUGUUCAAAGAGGAAUCCCAAAUGUGGACAUUUAAACUGACCUGAACAUGUCCCCUAACUGAAGGAUACUAAAAGAAAAAUUCUAGUUGCCUAAAUUACAGGAAAAACAAAUCCCAAACCUCCAUUUUUUUUUUAAAAGGGCAUUUGAAUUUGUAUUUCUUAAAGUAACUGUAUAGGCGUCUUGCUUUCCUUAUAGUUAGAUUUUUUUUUUUCUUUUCCUCAAAUGAACUAGAUUUUUAUUGUGUCCUUUUGCUAGAAUAUUUAUGGUUUCUGUGAAGAAGUGCUGCAGCAGAGUGCACAGGAGCCAGAAAACCGCACAAAGUGUCAAAUGUCAGGUUUCUGUAGCCUAUUAUAUAUUUAUAGAAUAAACUAGAUUUUGAAGUGUUCUCUAUUAAGGGAAUUAGAAUUUACCUUCUUCCUUUUCUCCCCCCAUGCCCAGCUAGCCCUGUAAUGAUAUCUAGGUAGUAAUCAACAAUUAACUUAAGUAGCAGCCAAGUAAGCAAAAAUUUGGUGGAAGAUGGAGUGGAAUGUCAGCAUUUGGCCAGAAGGUAGAAUACCAGUCCAUGUUGGUCAUUAAGAAGUGGCUCUGUAUAAAAAACCAGGUGGAAAAAUUGCAAAAGCCAAUCAAAUGUUGCCAGUCAAAUAUUAUCAUGGUACAUAGAAUCUGAGAAUCACAUCAGAAUUUUGUGAUGAGAUGAGUUUCCAGUGUUAAGAAGUCUCCUAGACUUGUCCAUCAUGCUGCUGUUAAUAAUCAGAUAGGUUUUUGCUAUCUUCACAAUUUCCAUGUUGGACUUGAAGACUCAUGUCAAAAAGUAAUUUUUUUUCUUUCUGGACUUUAAGGAAGUUUUCUGUGUCUACACCUCUCGAAUAGAAACAGUUAGCUAACAGGCUAACUACCUAAACUCAAAAUAACAAGUAACCUCUCCUACACAACAUUGGAGCAAGAUUAGCACCUGGUUUAACUGCUGUACAUUCCAACACAUCUGUCAGGUGCAAAAUUUGAGAGAGGAAACACAUUAGAAGUAGGCUUACUGAGAGCUGACUCCCUGUUAUUUAUACUUGAUACAAUAUUAAAGUAUUAGUUCUGACAAAUGAAAGUACACAUGCAUUCUCUGUGUCUGAUCUUCUUCUUAGAGGUCAAAUAUAUAUAUAUAUAUAUAUGUACUCGCCAUGUCCAGCACAGAAGUAAAAUGCAUUUGUGUAUACAGGAGUAACUGCAGCCAAGAGUGUGGCAAGGAAGGGUCUGGUUGCUGGCUAACCUUGCCUGAUGUUUAGGAUUGUGGGCUUUUGUCAGACAGCUUUGUGCAUUUGAUUUUAUUUAUGGCAUGUAAAAGAUAAUAAACAGCUUCCUUUUUAAGUUUGUUUGUUCUGUUCUGGUUUUGUCUCAGAUCUUUGUCUUUUCCUUCUGUUUUUAAUUGGGUCGAAUACUAAAAGAUUUCCCUCCAUUUCUGUUUGCUGCUCAUACUCCUCCUAUCCUCAUAUAAACUGUGAAGCUUACAAGGGAAUGGUCUAAUGGAAAACCCUCGGAUUAAUAGUUCUCCUGCCCCUGCCAACAAUAAAUCACUAAAUGAUGUAGGAUAAAUCAUUCAAUAUCUGUUCCUCUAUGAAACAGAAAUCUACAAACUAGGAUUAACAUCUCCUACCAACUUGGUAAAAAUUUUGUGAAUAUGAAUGAAAACCUUUGGGGGGGAGGGGGAGGAAAGGGUAUUUAAAGUAUAUUUUAGUGAAAAUACCUGUAUUUGGACCAAAAUAUCUCAAUGAAAUACAGUAUGCCGCAGUUUGGCCUCUAAAACUUGCCAAUUUUAACUAUUUUUAAUGACGUCUUACAAUUCAGUUGACUUGAGCAGAAUGGGAGAAAAAAGAUCCAAGUCAGCCUGUGCCCCUAUAUGUUCUUAGUAGUAAUAACAGUUAAUUUUAAUUAGGCCUAUUCUAAAGGGCCUUAUUUGUUAGGUUCUUAAUGCAGCUAUUCAUUUUAAGCCGUUAGUAUAGAAAAUAAAGUGAAUUUUAGUUUCACAGGUAUCUCCUCCUUGGAUUUCAUAUACUGCAUCUAGGUUGUCAAGAGUUCAUUCCAAAGUAACGACAUAAAGGCACAACUUUGGUUUUAUGUAUUUUCUACAUCUUUUGCAUUUAUGUUCUAAUUUGUAUUUCUUUUACAACCAUUCUGUGUAUAUCUAGGUCUUAGAGUUUUUUAAUCUAGAGCUGAAUGGCACCUUAGAUCUAUUCUGGUCCAAUCUCUUUUUUUUUGCUCCCCCUCCCCCCCCAAAAAAAUUAAGCAACUUGCCUCAGAUUACACGAAUAGAGUGAGAGCCAAGAGUCCAGUUAUAUUAUUGGUAUCUUGAGGAUAAAGACAGUCUUAUUCCCUUGUAUUAUCAGGGCCAAUUCUUUGCCAUAGCAGAUGCUUUAAUAAAUGUUGAAUGAUUAACCCCAUAUUGGAUCUCUCCUAUAUUAUUAGAAUAGCCUCCUCAUUGGUCUUCCUUAUCUUGAUGCUCUAGCCAACUUCUUCACACAAUUCACUAUUUUGAUCUAGUUCCUUUUUAUGCAAAAAAAAAAAAAACUUUCUAC